AGCCCGCGACGCGAUCCAAAAAUGUCAGUUACAUUUCCGGUGAAUUGACAAUCCCUCUUUCCGUUUUGUUGUAGAAAAGUGUUAGCACUUGAAUUUGUUACCGCUUGGCAUUUAAUGCUACAAAAUGACCAAGGGUACCUCCAGCUUUGGUAAACGUCGUAAUAAGACCCAUACGCUGUGCCGUCGUUGCGGCCGGUCGUCUUAUCACAUCCAGAAGCACACCUGCUCGCAGUGUGGAUACCCAGCGGCCAAGAUCCGUACCUACAACUGGUCGAUCAAGGCUAAGAGGAGGAAGACCACUGGAACUGGCCGCAUGCGUUAUCUGAAGAUUGUGCGCCGUAGGUUCCGCAAUGGUUUCCGUGAAGGACAGGUUGCCAAGCCACGCAAGGCUACCGCAUAAAGAGUACGAAAUGAGAAUACUACUAUGUGAAGUGCGCUGAUUGAUGGAGGAGGAAUAAAUCUAAAAUCAUUCUUAAAAGU
This is a messenger RNA of Ochlerotatus camptorhynchus, 480 nucleotides long. Its product is annotated as large ribosomal subunit protein eL37A. The coding region runs from base 125 to 400 and encodes 91 amino acids. The record is from RefSeq and is a predicted model, not a curated record. Gene Ontology annotation, molecular function: structural constituent of ribosome; RNA binding. The transcript is spliced from 3 exons. Lineage: Eukaryota; Metazoa; Arthropoda; Insecta; Diptera; Culicidae. Gene Ontology annotation, cellular component: cytosolic large ribosomal subunit; ribosome. Gene Ontology annotation, biological process: translation.